Molecule: messenger RNA, 1393 nt
Organism: Carya illinoinensis
Lineage: Eukaryota; Viridiplantae; Streptophyta; Magnoliopsida; Fagales; Juglandaceae
Product: 1-(5-phosphoribosyl)-5-[(5-phosphoribosylamino)methylideneamino] imidazole-4-carboxamide isomerase, chloroplastic-like
Exons: 8
Coding region: 204-1214 (336 amino acids)
Biological process (GO): L-histidine biosynthetic process; L-tryptophan biosynthetic process
Cellular component (GO): cytoplasm
Molecular function (GO): 1-(5-phosphoribosyl)-5-[(5-phosphoribosylamino)methylideneamino]imidazole-4-carboxamide isomerase activity
Source: RefSeq, a predicted model, not a curated record
UUUUGUGAGUUUCUUAUGUAAUUGACAAAUUAUACCACUAUUAGUUGCCUUUGUGAGCAAAACGGUGCCCACUAGUUGUCAAUUCGUCGGAGCGGAGCCCUCUAUUGGGAAAGAAGUUGUCGGAAGUGCAUUCGCGAGCCUUCAGUCUCAACUUCUGAAGAAGUAAGCCUUUCUUCUUGAUACCUGUAACAAUUGGGCACAUCAUGAUGGCACUAAACUUCCGUACAACCUCAACCUCCGACUUGAGUUCGCUCCAUCCUUUCGGCUCUUUCUAUUGCCGAAGCACACAAAGAAUCAUCACUACGAUUCAUUCUCCAGUUUCCAGUUUUUCAAGGUUUUCCGUCAGGUGUGCGGUUCGUUUCCGGCCUUGCAUUGAUAUACACAAGGGAAAAGUGAAACAAAUUGUUGGGUCAACCCUUCGGGAUUUGAAGGAGGAUGGGUCAACUCUUGUGACCAAUUUUGAAUCGGACAAGUCGGCGGCCGAGUAUGCCAAUUUAUACAAAGAAGAUGGACUUACUGGAGGUCAUGUAAUCAUGCUUGGAGCAGAUCCUUUGAGUAGAAGUGCAGCCAUUGAAGCAUUGCACACUUAUCCUGGUGAAUUUGUCUGCUCUCUUCUGAUAUAUACUUUUCCUCUGCUGAACUUACUGCGAGGACGUGUAAAAGUAGGCGGCUUGCAAGUUGGGGGUGGAAUCAAUUCUGACAAUUCUCUGAGUUACAUAGAGGAAGGAGCUAGUCAUGUCAUUGUCACAUCAUAUGUAUUCAACGAUGGACAAAUGGAUCUUGAAAGGCUUAAAGAUCUUGUUCAUGUUGUUGGAAAGCAGAGGCUUGUCUUGGACCUUAGCUGCAGAAUGAAGGAAGGUAAAUAUGCAAUUGUUACUGAUAGAUGGCAGAAGUUCACUGAUGUAUAUCUUGAUGAGAAAAUAUUGGAGUUUCUAGCCUGCUAUGCAGAUGAGUUUCUGGUCCAUGGCGUUGAUGUUGAAGGGAAAAGGCUUGGAAUCGAUGAAAAACUCGUGACAUUGCUUGGGAAGUAUUCACCGAUUCCCGUGACUUAUGCUGGUGGUGUGAGGGUGAUGGCUGAUUUAGAAACGAUUAAAGUAGCCGGUGUGGGACGCGUGGAUGUUACCGUGGGCAGUGCUCUGGAUAUAUUUGGUGGCACCCUGGCAUACAAAGACGUCGUUGCAUGGCAUUUCCAGGAGGAGCCUUUGACAGUUUAGUGUUUUUUUUCCUGGGCGUCUUCUAUUGUUUUGUUUGUCUAUUUUUCACUUCCAUGUUCAUUUUUCACAUCUUCAAAAGCAAUGUAUUCCAAAAGAGAAUUCAGCUUUUAACUUCUUUUUUGGAUAGGUAAAAUUCAGCUGUACUCGUGAAAGAAAAAAGUCUAUGUUCUACCCGACAA